UUUGGCGAAUAAUUCUCGCAAAUAAUGCUCCAACUUUGACAUGGAAGGUAUGCAUAGACUGGCUAACUAUAUCAACGGACACAGGAAGCGGUUUUAUAUCGAUUUGCCCCGCCCUUAUAUACUAAACUGACAUGCCGCCAGUUAGGCCCUCUUUUACGCCGUCCCGCGGCACAUGCGCUGUAAGGGGGUAUACAUAUACGCGCCAAAUUUGCGACGAAAGAAAGUUUUGAUAUCGUGGAAAUGGAGGAGUAUGAUCCUGCAAGUUUGCCCGAUCUCCUGCCGAUUUACUACAAAAGGCUGUUCCCGUACGGACCCUACUUCAGAUGGCUGAGUUAUGGAGGAAUUCAAAAGAACUACUUUACAAACCGAGAGUUCUCCUUUACAUUGAAGGAUGACGUUUACAUACGUUAUCAGUCCUUCUCUGAUCAACAAGAACUGGAGAAAGAAGUACAGAAGAGAUGUCCAUACAAGAUAGAUAUUGGCGCAGUCUUCACCCAUAAGCCAAAGGAACACAAGACAGUCAAAGCGGCUGCAUUUCAAGCUCAGGAAAAAGAACUUGUUUUCGACAUCGACAUGACAGACUAUGACGAAGUCCGAUUUUGCUGCUCAGGAGCUGACAUUUGCCCUCAGUGCUGGCCUCUCAUGGUGAUUGCUCUGAAGAUAGUGGACAGAGCAUUAAGAGAGGACUUUGGAUAUGAGCAUCUGCUGUGGGUAUACUCCGGGAGACGAGGUAUCCAUUGUUGGGUCUGUGACGAAUCGGCCAGGAAGCUAUCCCAGAAUGCCCGCACAGCCAUAGCUGAAUACCUCAGUGUUGUCAAGGGAGGUGAAAAUCAGACAAAGAAAGUGAACUUAGGAGAAUUCAUACAUCCCUCAGUUGAGCGCAGUUUAGAUAUUAUCCAAAACUAUUUUAAAUCCUACUGUCUGGACAAACAAGACUUGCUGGGAGAUGAAGACAAGUGGAGCAAAGUUCUAGCCCUGAUUACUGACGAAAAGUUGAGAUCUAACGUGGAGAGUGACAUCAGCAAACUAGGGAAUAACUCUCUGGAAAAGUGGGAAUUACUGAAAGGGAUUGUCAACAACGCUGUCAGCUCAAACACGGCUGGGAAGUGUAAGCGCGUGGUGGAAGAGAUACAGUUACAGUUUUGUUAUCCCAGACUGGAUGUCAAUGUCAGUAAAGGUGUGAACCAUCUGCUCAAGUCUCCAUUCUGUAUCCACCCCAAAACAGGUCGGGUGUGUGUUCCUAUAGACCAUCAAAAUGUGGAUAAAUUUGACCCAUUCAAGGCGCCCACUGUCAGCCAAAUUUGCGAAGAGCUGAAUCAAGUGGAGACAACUACAAAUGAAGAUGGCAAGAAAAUCAGAGAUUAUAAGAAAACGUCCUUGAGUGGUUGUAUGGAAACCUUCAAUAAGUUUGUAAAAAAUAUGGAGAAAACCUGGAAGGGGAAGCUUAUAGAACAGAGUGACCUCAAGAAAGAAUUCUGAAGAGGAAUUAGGUUGGUGAGCCAUGGAUACACUUCCUUCAUUCUCCUCCUACCAGGUGUGGGAGACUUGGAUCAUCCAUCAAUGAACAGUGCUGCAAUCCAUCAGUCAACAUCCCACUUGAACAUUUCAAAUGGCUGCCAUUUUUUUCUUUCGCUGUACUCUAUGUCUAGGUACUAAUUUUAUCUCUAUAAAUAAAACUUACCUUGGGGAACGCAUAUUUUUAUGUGACAUAUCACAUUCAUUAGAAUUCUACAGUACAAUUGGUUUUCACAUCCUUAGUAUAAACUUGUGGCAUAAACAUUCAAGAAAAUGAAAAAGUAGAAGAUGUUGUUGUAUUAGCCAUAGCAGGCAGCUUCAGCCUUGCGCUGCAAAGGCUACUGGCGGCGACUAGGGGCUAACUUCACAACAGUUACUUAGUGUGUAACUUAAUUGCAAGAGCAGUUUCAGGAUUUGGGUUUCCCAAUGCAAGCUCAAGUUACAGGCAGUUUCACACCUGUUUAAAAAACAUGACUAGUAGUGGACAUGUAGCCUAACAUGUAUUUUGAAAACAAUACUUCAAGAAAGCUUGUUACACAUGUUAACACAUAU
Molecule: messenger RNA, 2067 nt
Organism: Liolophura sinensis
Lineage: Eukaryota; Metazoa; Mollusca; Polyplacophora; Chitonida; Chitonidae
Product: DNA primase small subunit-like
Biological process (GO): DNA replication, synthesis of primer
Source: RefSeq, a predicted model, not a curated record